This is a messenger RNA of Pistacia vera, 2679 nucleotides long. Its product is annotated as beta-galactosidase 16-like. Gene Ontology annotation, molecular function: beta-galactosidase activity; carbohydrate binding. The record is from RefSeq and is a predicted model, not a curated record. Gene Ontology annotation, biological process: carbohydrate metabolic process. Gene Ontology annotation, cellular component: cell wall; vacuole. The transcript has 19 exons. Bases 56 to 2524 code for a protein of 822 amino acids. Lineage: Eukaryota; Viridiplantae; Streptophyta; Magnoliopsida; Sapindales; Anacardiaceae.
GUUAAAAACAUUUUCAUCUCUGGCAAGAAAACAGACACAGUGGAGUUGAAGUGGAAUGGCGAUGGUGCAAUUGUUAUUGUUGUUGAGUUGGUGCUUUGUAUUAAUGGUGGCAGUAGCAAAUGGCCGCAGCAGCGAUGAAGAAGGAAAAGGGAAAGGAGGGAGCGUAACAUAUGAUGGAAGAUCGUUAAUCAUAAAUGGCCAACAUCAAAUUCUUUUCUCCGCCUCCAUUCACUAUCCUCGCAGUACUCCUCAGAUGUGGCCAUCUCUGAUAGCCAAAGCCAAAGAAGGAGGAGUAGACGUUAUACAAACCUAUGUAUUUUGGAACCUCCAUGAACCCCAACAAGGCCAGUAUAAAUUCAGUGAAAGACGGGAUAUUGUAAGGUUCAUCAAAGAAAUCCAAUCCCAGGGUCUAUAUGUUUGCUUAAGAAUUGGUCCCUUCAUUGAGGGCGAGUGGACUUACGGGGGAUUACCAUUUUGGUUGCAUGAUGUUCCCGGCAUUGUCUUCAGAUCAGACAAUGAGCCAUUCAAGAAUCACAUGCAAAGAUUUGUGACAAAGAUCGUAAGCUUGAUGAAAUCAGAGAAUUUGUUUGCUUCACAGGGAGGACCAAUUAUACUCUCACAGAUUGAGAAUGAAUACGGCACAGUUGAACCAGCUUACCAUGCGAAAGGACCACGGUAUGUUCGUUGGGCUGCAAAGAUGGCGGUAGAGCUUCAAACCGGCACGCCCUGGGUGAUGUGUAAGCAAGAUGAUGCUCCUGACCCAGUGAUCAAUGCAUGUAAUGGAAUGAGGUGUGGAGAAACAUGGAAAGGACCCAAUUCACCCGAUAAACCAGCAAUUUGGACGGAGAACUGGACAAGUUUCUACCAAGUAUAUGGCACAGAACCAUACCUGAGAUCAGCCAAAGAUAUUGCAUUUCAUGUUGCACUUUUCGUUGCCAAGAACGGAAGCUAUGUGAACUAUUACAUGUAUCAUGGAGGAACUAAUUUUGGAAGAACAGCAUCUUCAUUUAUGCUGACAAGUUACUAUGAUCAAGCUCCUCUUGAUGAGUAUGGAUUGAUCAGGGAACCAAAAUGGGGUCAUCUUAAGGAAUUACACGCUGCAAUAAAGCUAUGCUCCAAACCUUUACUUACAGGAGGAUAUGAAACCUUUCCUUUGGGUCAACUACAAGAAGCCUAUGUCUUCAAAGGAAAUGCAGGAGAAUGUGCUGCAUUUCUAGUAAAUAAUGACGACAGAAAAAGUAGCACAGUGUUUCAGAACUCCUCGUAUGAACUGCCUCCGAAAUCAAUAAGCAUCCUACCAGAUUGCAAGACUGUAGCCUUCAAUACAGCUAAGGUAAGCACACAAAUCAAUACAAGAUCAAUGACAAUUAGACAUAAGUUACAUUCAAAGGAAACAUGGGAAGAGUACACAGAAACCAUCCCCAACUUUGACAAUACCUCGUUAAGAGCAAAAACAUUGUUAGAACAUAUGAACACAACAAAGGAUACAUCUGAUUAUCUUUGGUACACUUUCAGGUUUCAGCAUAAUUCAUCUGAUGCUCAAUCUAUAUUAAGUGUGCAAUCCCAUGGCCAUGUUUUGCAUGCUUUUGUCAAUGGAGAAUUCACCAGAUCUGCACAUGGAAGUCGUGACAAUCCGAGUUUCACCCUGGAGAAUACAGUUAAUUUGAAUGAUGGAAUGAAUGAUAUUGCUUUACUGAGUGUAACAGUGGGAUUGCCGGAUUCAGGAGCAUAUCUUCAGCGUAAGGUGGCUGGGUUGCGGAGUGUGAGAGUUCAGGACAAAUAUUUCACCAACUACGACUGGGGAUAUCAGGUCGGGCUAAUAGGAGAGAAGUUACAAAUUUAUAAGAAACAUGGAUCGAGUAAUGUUCAAUGGCGUAGGUUCAGAAACUCUAUUCCUCGUCAACUCACAUGGUAUAAGACUGUAUUCGAUACACCAGCAGGAGACGAUCCGAUUGCAUUAAAUCUUAAUUCCAUGGGAAAGGGUGAAGCUUGGGUUAAUGGCGAAAGCAUAGGUAGAUAUUGGGUCUCACUCAAAACCCCUAAAGGGAAUCCUUCACAGACAUGGUACCAUGUACCCAGAUCUUUCCUCGAAAACACCAAAAACCAACUUGUUCUGUUAGAGGAAGAAACCGGUAAUCCUCUUGAAAUUACCAUAGCCACUAUUGCAAUCACAAAAGUGUAUGGGCAUGUGAACAACUCACAUCUGCCCCGGGUGAGUUCCUGGGUAAGACAAAGCCAGAGAGGAGACACAAAUAUAAAGAAGCAACAAAGGCCUGAAGUUCAGCUUAAUUGUCCACAGGGAAGGAACAUUUCCAAGAUCUUAUUCGCAAGCUUUGGAACCCCAAAGGGUGAUUAUAAAAGUUAUGCCAUGGGGAGCUGUCACUCAUCUAGCUCAAGAGCCAUUGUAGAAAAGGCUUGUAUAGGGAAGGGGAGAUGUUCUGUUCCCUAUUCAAAUCAAUAUUUUGGAGGAGACCCAUGUCCAGGCAUCCCUAAAGCUCUCUUGGUUGAUGCACAAUGCACAUAGUAAUAAGUCUACACUAGUUAUAUGCAAGAUGAAUGAGCAUUUAAAUUUACCUGUAACUUCUGAUUCAUAAAUGUAAAUGCGUUAUGAAUUAAUAUUGAGAUGCAUCAACAUUGAUUAUAAUGAUAAUGUAGAUUAAGAAUUUGUUGGAUUGCAUA